AUGACCACCACCCUCGUGUCCACCACCAUCUUCGACCUGAGCGAAGUUUUGUGCAAGAGUAACAAGAUGCUCAACUACAGUACCCCCAGUGCAGGGGGCUGCCUGCUGGACAGGAAGGCGGUGGGCACCCCAACCGGUGGGGGCUUCUCCCGGAGGCACUCGGUCACCCUGCCCAGCUCCAAGUUCCACCAGAACCAGCUUCUCAGCAGCCUCAAGGGUGAGCCGGCUCCAGCCCUGAGCUCGCGGGAUAGCCGCUUCCGCGACCGCUCUUUCUCGGAAGGGGGCGAGCGGCUGCUGCCCACCCAGAAGCAGCCGGGCGGCGGCCAGGUCAACUCCAGCCGCUACAAGACGGAGCUGUGCCGCCCCUUCGAGGAGAAUGGCGCCUGUAAGUACGGGGACAAGUGCCAGUUCGCGCAUGGCAUCCACGAGCUGCGGAGCCUGACCCGCCACCCCAAGUACAAGACGGAGCUGUGCCGCACCUUCCACACCAUCGGCUUCUGCCCCUACGGGCCCCGCUGCCACUUCAUCCACAACGCCGAGGAGCGCCGCGCCCUGGCGGGGGCCCGGGACCUCUCCGCCGACCGCCCCCGCCUCCAGCAUAGCUUUAGCUUUGCUGGGUUCCCCAGUGCCGCUGCCACCGCCGCUGCCACGGGGCUGCUGGACAGCCCCACGUCCAUCACCCCACCCCCCAUCCUGAGCGCCGACGACCUCCUGGCCUCACCCACCCUGCCUGACGGCUCCAAUAACCCCUUUGCCUUCUCCAGCCAGGAGCUGGCCAGCCUCUUUGCCCCUAGCAUGGGGCUGCCCGGGGGUGGCUCCCCGACCACCUUCCUUUUCCGGCCCAUGUCCGAGUCCCCCCACAUGUUUGACUCUCCCCCCAGCCCUCAGGAUUCUCUCUCGGACCAGGAGGGCUACCUGAGCAGCUCCAGCAGCAGCCACAGUGGCUCAGACUCCCCCACUUUGGACAACUCAAGACGCCUGCCCAUUUUCAGCAGACUUUCCAUCUCAGAUGACUAA
Messenger RNA from Pipistrellus nathusii (Nathusius's pipistrelle), 1017 nucleotides. The record is from the annotation of a GenBank genome assembly. Lineage: Eukaryota; Metazoa; Chordata; Mammalia; Chiroptera; Vespertilionidae.